AUGAAGCAUACAAGAUGCACGCUGUUAUUGCAAUUGAUUGUUGUUGCUGCAACUGAUGGUCAUCGAACCCAACUGCCAUCAACUAAUUUGGUUCAGUGGGAGACAGAAGGUGAGGGAAGACAGGAAAGAGUUUUUGAACACCAGCUGCUCGACAAAACUCCUCAACGAAAAAUCUGGUCAAGAGUGUGUUUGUACUUGGAAAACUGCAAACACUCGGACAUAUGGUAUGGCUUCAUUUUGAUAUCAGGUUGUUCAAGACCAAUGGCUGACAGAGUUUUAGAGAUUUGUUGUUUGUUUCGUUUCGUUGCAGGUUUAAUGAAGAUUUCAACACUUCAAACUUCUGUUUUAAACCCAGACAACAAAGCUUACUUCAAAUCAAGAUUUAGAGUGGUAUCAGCCACUUGGUCAGAGUGGUAUCAGCCACUUGGUCAGAUGGAUGCAAUCGACGUUGACUAUCAGUAUGACCGGAAUUAUAUUGAAGGUGCAAAGAGUGGUAGAAGAUCAUUUAUAAAGCAGCAAAGUAAAAUAAAAUUGACUCAAGCAACAUACUUUACUGUAGCUACCAAUUAGAACAAUGUAAUAUACUUCCAAACAAAAGUGACACCUUCCGACCCCCGCAACGCGGGGGUCACCUUUCUAGUUUACUCUUAUUUUUUUGUGAAAA
This is a messenger RNA of Lactuca virosa, 664 nucleotides long. NCBI's taxonomy places the organism in Eukaryota, Viridiplantae, Streptophyta, Magnoliopsida, Asterales, Asteraceae. The record is from the annotation of a GenBank genome assembly.